GUCUGUGGAGGGUCAGAGAGCUCUCCAAAAAUAUUUUAAUCUGUGUUAUGAAGGUUGUUGUGGAUGAAUCUUAUGGAUAGAGGCAAAAAGGAGACCAGAAGUGCGAGGUGAGAUGUGCAGAAAACAUCAAAACAUCCAUGGGUCAGAAAAAUAGCACCCCGUUAGACUUUGCUUGAACUGUAAUAUGCACUUGGAACUUGACAAAGAGUCCAAAGACAUGAAAGGUCAUUUAUAUUCAUUUGACAGAAAUUUACUGUUUACACAAAAGCAGUAGUGCUACUGUAAAUAAAGCCAGAUUUCUCGAAUGUGCUGCAGAUAUUUUAAUAAGCCUAAAUUAUCAUACAGUAUGCACAUUUUUCAGAAUAUAUAACAUAACAUGUACAGAGUUUUACACUAGACAUAAUUAACAUAACCCAACACAUAUUACACACAACCCUUCCCAGCCUCAUAAUAAAUGAAUGUUUUAUGUGCAUGUGUGAGAAAAGAGGAAACAUGCCCCAUAUUCUGUGAAUGGUCGUGGAGAAGCUCUGUGACCAAGAUGAACGAAGGUCUUACAGGUUUCAACGACAUGAAGGUCAUUAAUGGCAUCAUUUUUAAUUUUUAAGACAUGCGGAGUGGGUGGAUUAUUGUAGGGUGGUUGUGUUCACACAUUGACAACGCAGAUUUAUGUCUAAACACCAUGAAAAAAGUGAAUUUUGCAUAAUAGGUGCACUUUAAAUAAAAGAAGAAAAAUCAUUAAUGGAUGAUGCUUGCCUGUUUAUCAAGUAGUACAAAUGUGUAUGUUAAUAUGCAAUAAAACUGUGUGUGUGUGUGUGUGUGUGUGUGUGUGUGUGUGUGUGUGUGUGUGUGUGUGUGUGUGUGUGUGUGUGUGUGUGUUUAUAUAUAUAUGCUUUACAUAUUUGUUUGUAUUUUCAGCAGUAUCAGCAGGAAGAAGAGAUCAGAAUCUGCAGGACCCAGCUCUGUGUCUAAUAAUAGUAUAAAGUCUAUACAUAGACCUCCUUCAUUCAGUGAUGAAACAUAUAAAGAGAUAGAUAAUCCAACUGCAAUCCACGAUAAAACCCACAACAGGCAGAAAAGACCUGAAGAAGUCCUGCAGAGAGUCAAAGACCAACACAAAAUCAGCAUGAAGAACAAGUAUGAACACUUAUUUGAGGGAAACAAACUACAAGGAAAUGAAACCCUCUUGAACCGGAUCUUCACAGACCUCUACAUCAUAGAAGGAGAGAGAGAAGGGAUGAAUGAAGAACAUGAGGUUUUACAGAUGGAGAAAACACCCAGAAAACAACACUCACAACACAAUCCAAUCAACUGUAAUGACAUCUUUAAAUCAUUACCUGACUCAAGAUGUGAAGAGAAAGACAAAAUCAAGACUGUUCUUACUAAAGGAAUUGCUGGAAUUGGAAAAACCGUCUCUGUUCAGAAGUUCAUUCUAGACUGGGCCGAGGGAAAAGCCAAUCAGGAUGUAGAUUUCAUGUUUGUGUUUUCAUUUCGAGAGCUGAACUUGAUUAAAGAUCAUCAGUACAGUCUUCACAGACUUCUGCUGGACUUUCAUCCUGAGCUUCUAGACCUGGGCUCAAAGAUUUAUGAAGAAUGUAAAGUGGUGUUCAUCCUAGAUGGUCUGGAUGAAAGCAGAAUGACACUGAUGUUUUCAGAUGAUGAGAAGGUUUGUGAUGUGAAUGAAUUUUCCUCAGUGGGUGUGUUGAUGUUGAACCUCAUAAAAGGAGAUCUACUUCCCUGUGCUCUCAUCUGGAUCACCUCCAGACCAGCAGCAGCCAGUCAGAUCCCAUUCAAAAAUAUUGUCGUGUAACA
Molecule: messenger RNA, 1809 nt
Organism: Puntigrus tetrazona (Sumatra barb)
Lineage: Eukaryota; Metazoa; Chordata; Actinopteri; Cypriniformes; Cyprinidae
Product: NLR family CARD domain-containing protein 3-like
Exons: 2
Coding region: 887-1807 (306 amino acids)
Source: RefSeq, a predicted model, not a curated record